Molecule: messenger RNA, 1487 nt
Organism: Volvox carteri f. nagariensis
Lineage: Eukaryota; Viridiplantae; Chlorophyta; Chlorophyceae; Chlamydomonadales; Volvocaceae
Exons: 9
Coding region: 1-1002 (333 amino acids)
Biological process (GO): lipid metabolic process
Molecular function (GO): lipase activity
Source: RefSeq, a predicted model, not a curated record
AUGGCUUCAGCAGCUUCCAUUUUGGCCCUUCUUCUGGUUUUCACCACAGCAGCUGUCGACAAGGUUGCUGCACGAGCAGCCCCUAAACCGCCAACGAAAUAUGUUCUUGCUAUUUUGGGAGAUAGCUUAAGCGAUACAGGUAACACUUUUCGUGCGGCAAAGGUCCCCGACACGGACUUCUACUGGCACGGCAGGUACACAGAUGGGCCAAACUGGGUGGACUACAUGCAGCCAGCAGUCAUGCAGAAGCGCGAGGUGCAGGUUUUCAACUACGCCCACGGCGCGGCUACUGCCUGCUCGGACAACCUCAUCAGCACCUACCUCCCGUUCGUGAAGGACCUGGGUAACCAGACAACAAACUUCGUAGCUGACGUUAUGUCGGGAGCAAUUUCGCCUGGCCAGUACGACAAGCUGAUUCCUGUACAGUGGAUUGGUCAGAACGACAUCAACAAUGCCCUGCGGCGGGCCCUUGAAGCUGGCUCGGCGCUCUCCGACACCGCCGUCGCCGCCCUGAUCCAGUCCCUUAUCAACUGCCGUAUGGUGUCGGCACGAACCCUGGCUGGCGUCCCUGGAGUCAAGGAUGUCGUACUGAUACCCAUGGCGCCCCUGCACGGCUCGCCUGGGGUUCCGGCUGCCUUCAAACCCAAGGUCAAGGAGGUGGUGGCGAUGGUCGCCCAGUACACGCUCAAGGCGGUGGCUGCGCUCCAGUCCGCACUUGAUGCCGCAAAAGCUGGUGUCAACGUGCAUUACCUCGGUGGUGACGACUUCAACUGGAUCGAGGCGGGAUUUACAUCGAUCCACCCGCCGUUCAAGCACAUGGAUGUGCCGUGCUUCUUAAACCCAACGAGCUCUAUGAGCCAAGUGCCGGAGAAUGCCACAGCAUGCGACGUCCCCACCGAAUAUCUCUUUUUCGAUAACGUCCACCCUGAGACACGCUUCCACCAGUGGUUUACCAACAAGGGCUUUCUUCCGCGCAUGCGCCAGCUGGACCUUCUGCCAUAAUAGCUACUGCCAUCACAACAAGAGGAAGCUACAGCGGGUAGUAGAUAGAGAGCACGCCGUGCUUGUCAUGAAAUACGUACAGAGCCGGUCAGUGAUGACGUUAUGUGUGCCUUGCUUGCCGGUAUGUACGUAUGUCAGGCAGCAGGCGUAUACGCAAAUGUUUGAUUACUGGCUGCUGGUACAUACAUACAGACUCUCCGGGUGCCAGGACGUGCGUGUAUGGCAUUCAACGGGCAGCAGCAUAAACACUAACGACGGCUUGAUAUGUGCCGUAGGCGAAAUGUCCUGUAUGUAUGCAUGUAUGUCUACCUGUUUCACGAUUCUAAUAUACGUGUACAGCAAAUUAGCGUUCGUCCUGAGUAAAUGUGUAAAUGCAUCACGACUAAAACUGCCAUAGAAAAGGACCGCUCGGCGGAUGCAGAUCCCGUGAUAUGCCCAGAAUACAACACAAAAUUCUCGACGGCAUGUCGAUCUUGGCAUUCGUG